Messenger RNA from Peniophora sp. CBMAI 1063, 648 nucleotides. The record is from the annotation of a GenBank genome assembly. NCBI's taxonomy places the organism in Eukaryota, Fungi, Basidiomycota, Agaricomycetes, Russulales, Peniophoraceae.
AUGUCCCAGUCGGAGCCUACUCUCCCCAAAACGCCACAACCCGGUUGGGAAAAAGAGCUUCUUGCCUUUCUACAGGGCCAACCAGCAGCCAUACUUGAGAGCGUACCGAAGCAUAUCACGCAACCAGGCGCCAACUGGGACACGAGCCGCUUCGACCUCACCACGUUGUCCUCGGGCGUCUCGCAAUACCAUUUUGUCGCACAUCUGAACUCUGAACACCAAGCUGGCCGGGACGGAAAUCGAUGGUCUCUGUCUCUUCAGACGGGAGAUGACACGUCGGUGACCGUGACCGUCGUCCCGGGAGACGAGGGAAUGCGCGGCAAGAUUACGCUCGAGAACGAGACGGCCGCGCGGACGCAAGUGCCCAGUGCAGCCGUAGUUUCUGCACGAUGCCCGAAUGAUAAAACGCGGGUAUGCGACAUCUUGGAUCUGAUUAUCCGCGAGAAGCGAGAUCAGUACGUUUUCGCCGCAGGGGGUGCGGGUGGGAGGUGGUGGAUGAAUGAGUUCGUACAGGACAUGUUCGAGCACGGCUAUCUACAGGGAUAUUACUUGGACGAUGUUCGCCGCAAUCUAGUACGUUAUUGGCCGUCCCCAGUCAAUAGCGCUCCCGUCAUUCGCCAAUGGGCGGUGGGCAAAUUCUGCGAAUGA